UCUUUAUCUCCUUCACUUACUCUGUAUUUCUCGUUUUGGUAUUAAUCCUUCACUUACCUUUGCAAAAGAUGAUCCAAGCCAUUCUGUGUUUUCCUGCAAACACUUGCAUGAGUUCAUGAAACAGAACAAAGAGACAUAAGGUGCUGAAUAAAAGCGUUUUUUGAAAGAAACAGAUAAUCUUUUGGUUCAAGUAAUCUAAAACCAUGGCAGCCAAAGAUGGAGCUAAGAGCCAAGAAGACUAUAAGCUUAAAGACAUGAAACCAGAGCUUGGAGAGAGAUGGCCACAUGGAGGACAGCGUGGAGGAACCGGAUGGAUUGGCAGUGAACGAGCUGCAAGCACAUACGACCUUGUUGAGCAAAUGUUUUAUCUCUAUGUUCGGGUCGUCAAAGCCAAGGAUCUUCCUCCUAACCCGGUCACAAGCAAUUGUGAUCCUUACGUGGAAGUGAAAAUAGGAAACUACAAAGGAAAGACUAAACAUUUCGAGAAAAGAACCAACCCGGAGUGGAAUCAAGUUUUCGCCUUUUCAAAAGACAAGGUCCAAUCCUCUACAGUCGAAGUAUUUGUGCGCGAUAAGGAGAUGGUUACAAGAGAUGAAUACAUCGGGAAGGUUGUGUUUGAUAUGCGUGAGGUUCCUACAAGAGUUCCUCCUGAUAGUCCACUUGCACCUCAGUGGUACAGAUUAGAAGAUCGGCGAGGUGAGAGUAAGAAGAGAGGAGAGGUUAUGGUAGCGGUUUGGCUUGGGACGCAAGCUGAUGAAGCAUUUCCUGAUGCUUGGCAUUCGGAUGCUUCCUCUGUUCAAGGAGAAGGUGUCCAAAGUGUGAGGUCUAAAGUCUAUGUGUCUCCCAAACUGUGGUAUUUGCGGGUUAAUGUCAUCGAGGCGCAAGAUGUUGAGCCUAGCGACAGGAGCCAACCACCUCAAGCUUUCGUUAAGGUUCAGGUUGGGAAUCAGAUUCUGAAAACAAAGUUAUGUCCUAACAAGACAACGAAUCCGAUGUGGAACGAAGAUCUUGUUUUUGUAGCUGCAGAGCCAUUUGAAGAACAGUUCUUUUUGACGGUAGAAAACAAGGUGACACCAGCUAAAGAUGAAGUUAUGGGGAGGCUGAUCUCACCUUUGAGCGUCUUUGAGAAAAGAUUAGAUCACAGGGCUGUUCAUUCCAAAUGGUACAACCUCGAAAAGUUUGGGUUUGGGGCACUGGAAGGAGACAAGAGGCACGAGCUCAAGUUCUCCAGCCGAAUCCACCUGCGAGUUUGCCUUGAAGGCGGUUACCAUGUAAUGGACGAAUCAACUCUGUACAUCAGUGACGUGAAACCUACGGCAAGGCAACUAUGGAAACAACCUAUUGGCAUCCUUGAAGUAGGAAUCUUGAGUGCCCAAGGGCUUUCGCCGAUGAAAACAAAAGACGGUAAAGCGACAACAGAUCCAUAUUGUGUUGCCAAGUAUGGACAAAAAUGGGUGAGAACAAGAACCAUCAUUGAGAGCUAUAACCCUAAAUGGAAUGAGCAAUACACAUGGGAAGUGCAUGAUCCUUGUACAGUUAUCACACUGGGAGUUUUCGAUAACUGUCACCUUGGUGGGAGUGAGAAAUCGAACAGUGGAGCCAAAGUGGAUUCGAGAAUCGGGAAGGUAAGGAUCCGAUUAUCGACUCUAGAGGCUGAUAGAAUCUACACUCACUCCUACCCUCUUCUUGUUCUGCAAACAAAAGGGUUAAAGAAAAUGGGAGAAGUCCAAUUAGCUGUGAGAUUCACUUGUCUAUCACUGGCUCACAUGAUCUAUCUUUAUGGCCAUCCUCUGCUUCCAAAGAUGCAUUAUCUCCAUCCAUUCACUGUGAACCAAUUAGACAGUCUUAGAUACCAAGCGAUGAGCAUUGUUUCAGCGCGGUUAGCCCGAGCAGAGCCUCCUUUAAGGAAAGAGAUCGUAGAGUACAUGCUCGAUGUUGAUUCACACAUGUGGAGCAUGAGGAGGAGCAAAGCUAACUUCUUCAGGAUAGUCUCUGUGUUUUCAGGCUUGAUUGCUAUGAGCAAAUGGCUUGGUGACGUCUGCUACUGGAAGAAUCCAUUGACGUCGAUAUUGUUCCACGUUCUCUUCUUUAUACUGAUCUGUUAUCCGGAGCUGAUACUCCCAACCACAUUCCUCUACAUGUUCUUGAUAGGUCUCUGGAAUUUCAGGUUCAGGACGCGCCAUCCUGCUCAUAUGGACAUAAAGCUCUCAUGGGCUGAAGCGGCUAGCCCCGAUGAGCUAGAUGAGGAAUUCGAUACUUUCCCAACUUCAAAGGGACAAGAUGUUGUGAAGAUGAGGUAUGAUAGGUUAAGAAGCGUAGCGGGUCGGAUCCAGAUGGUUGUUGGAGACAUUGCAACGCAAGGAGAGAGGUUUCAAGCUCUGUUGAGUUGGAGAGAUCCGCGUGCGACUUGCUUGUUUGUGAUUUUUUGUCUUGUUGCUGCGAUGAUCUUGUACGUGACACCUUUCAAGAUCAUAGCUCUUGCGGCUGGGAUGUUCUGGAUGAGGCAUCCUAAGUUCAGAAGCAAGAUGCCUUCUGCUCCAAGUAACUUCUUCAGGAAAUUACCUUCAAAAGCAGAUUGUAUGCUUUGAAUUGUAAAACUUCUUUGUGGCUUCAGGUCUUCUCUGCUCGUAACUUGUGUUUCUUUUGUUCGUGUGUGUUUGUCUGCUCUGUUUUAUCAUUAUUUGCUCUGUUUGUUCUAUUCUUAUCAUGUACUGUGUUGUUGGGUUUAGUCUGAAACCCUAAACUAGUGGGCUUAGUUAUAAUGGUCUGUUUGUAAUCUUUUUUCCUUUUCUCAAAAAAAAAAAUCAAUAGAAAACUUUUAC
Molecule: messenger RNA, 2822 nt
Organism: Arabidopsis arenosa
Lineage: Eukaryota; Viridiplantae; Streptophyta; Magnoliopsida; Brassicales; Brassicaceae
Source: the annotation of a GenBank genome assembly